AUGAACGUGCUGGUGCGUAGCCAAGAAGCUAGCGACCAUAUCAGCUCCGUGAACAAUGCCGAUCGUUUGUUUGUAGAAUUCGGAAAAGUGAAGGUGGAAGAACUGCCUGUUAAGAAUCCAGCCAAUAUAGCUCCUAUGCUUCGCUUUGAUGAUCAGAAUCGUAGCCGCCUGGUCGUCUCUAUUGAGGUAUACCUUCAUGAGUUUCGGGUGUAA
This is a messenger RNA of Cylicostephanus goldi, 213 nucleotides long. The record is from the annotation of a GenBank genome assembly. NCBI's taxonomy places the organism in Eukaryota, Metazoa, Nematoda, Chromadorea, Rhabditida, Strongylidae.